Molecule: messenger RNA, 2753 nt
Organism: Sipha flava (yellow sugarcane aphid)
Lineage: Eukaryota; Metazoa; Arthropoda; Insecta; Hemiptera; Aphididae
Exons: 3
Coding region: 235-2667 (810 amino acids)
Source: RefSeq, a predicted model, not a curated record
CUUCGGUGAAAGGUUAUUUACAGUGUCUCGUGUUCAGUGAUCGUUCGCGCCAGAAACUACCGCGGCAUGUGCCAGUGCGCGUUUUCCAUUUAGUAUUUCGUAGUAACAAUAACGAACUAAUUAUCGCCGCAACGAUAAGUUAAGGAUACGUUGGUUUUGAUGAUUUCGAGAUGCAGACGAUGAGUAUACCAACAAAGCACUAUUUGAAGAAAAACAGAUGCGAAUAACAAAAAAAUGAAGAAUAUUAUUUGGGUUCUUUUAAACUGUACUUUGAUAUUUCAUCUAAUCACGACUUCUUGCUGUAUUGAAAAUGAAGAAGAAUUAAAUGCUGAUCUUAAAUUUUCUAAUUCUUCUACUCAAGAAAUACUUAAUAGCCAAGACCAGCAAGGUCUCAAUGCCGAUCAAAUAAAUAGCGAAAAUGAUGAAUUUGAGGUUGAAGAAAAUAUUGACGAAGCUUCUUCAGAAAUAGUUGAAAGUCAAGUGCCAUUUCCAACGGAUAUGCCUUUAGAAAUCGAAUCUGAAAUUCCAGUUAGAAAACCAAGACGAAAACGACGUCGCCGACGGAAACGUCCGAGGACAUCAACACAUACAUAUGAAGAAGACAUAAGCCAUCCUGCACUGUAUCAGGAACCACUAGAGUCAGAUUAUGCAGAGGGAUAUAUUAGAAGACGCCCAAUGAAAAGAAGAAGACGACCAAUACAAAGAAGGCCUUUAAUUGAAGGAGGUGCAGAAGAAAAUAUUUUACCGCGGAGAAAACUUAUUCGCAGACCAGCUUAUUUUGGGGUUGGAAAUAAAACUAAUGAUGAAGAUGGUAAGCAAUGGGAACCAAUAACCUCAACAGAAGAAGGGAAAUGGAAACCAGUUAGGAUAACAGAAACCACAAAUAUUGUUUCAACAACACCGACAAGUACUGCGAUUUCAACAACGACUACUGCCCCAAAGACGACAACGAUUAAAACUACAAUGAUUUCCACACCAAAAACUACUAGCAUUACAGCAACAUUUUCAUCCCAAAAACUUAUUCAAGACAAUAGUAAUAUUAAUCAUCGAGAUCUUGGAACUGUUGAGCCAUCAAAAAAAUCAAAUUCAUCACGUGCCGACAUGGUUGUAUUACAUAAAAGACCAAUAAAUAGUAAUUUACCACCAACAUCUGCGGUGAUAAGACGACGUUUAAAACCACAAAAUAUAACUUCCGAAGAAACAACAACUCUAAAGCCAAAUGUUGUAGUGAUAAAAGAAGAAUUACCUUCUUCGUUACUUCCACCAGGUUUUAAAAUAACAGAAAUCGCACCUACAACAGAAUCAAUAAAUAGCACUGAAGAUUAUCAAUUUAAUGAUGAAGCACUAACAAAAAUAAUGAGAGAACCCUCAAAUAAUACAAAUAAUGAAUUUAAAUUCAAAUCAGACAGCAUACCAAAAGUCAAAGACGAAAUAUUAAGUUUAUUAAAGACUAAAACUGGAUCUUUAUUAUUAUCUAAUGUAUUGAAUAUAAGAAAUAUGUCUUUAGAAGAACUUCUUCAACAUAGAGAACGAGGAUCAAGUCAAAGGCAUCAAGAAUUGAUGGACAUAAAAGAAGAAUCAAUAAACUUAAGUUCCGAUGAGCCAAUGAUUACAGAAAAUAUUAAAAAUUUUACAAACUAUUUAAUUGAAACAAAACUUUUAGCACAAAAGAACAAAGAUACCCAAAAAACAGAAGAAAUAAACAAUUCAAAAUUAUUUUUAGAUAAUACCAAAAAUGUUAUAACUCAAACAUCAACCCAAUCAACAAAUAUAAAUCAAGAAAAACAAGAUAAUCAAGAAAAAUACAAACAUUUGUCAGAACUUAAACACGAGAUUGAUAUUGAUGACAUUAAAUCAAAGACACCAAUUCAAAUUUUAAAAGAAGAAAAUUAUAACUCAGAAGAGGUAAAUACUCUUAAAUCACCAAAAAAAAUUGACCAUCUGAAUAAUGCAAAUAUAGAAAAAGUCAAGCAAGAAGAAGAAAUAGGUAAAAUUAAAUUAGAUACAAUAUUCGAAGAAAAAAGAGUAUUUAGUUUUCCGACAACGACUACUUACACAACAGCAGAUAUAAACAAUAAAGAAAAUGAAGCAACUGUAUUUGUUUCAAAAGCCCCAAAAAGUCGAAUAGUUCUAGAAACUUCUGAAAGAGAACCACGUCUUUUUGAAAGUAUGCCUGAUUUCACAAUAAAAACUACCCCAAAAUCAAUUAUAACACCAACUAUUCCAUCACAAAUAUUAUUCAUUCAAGACACAAAUCAUUUAGACAAAUAUCAGAAUUAUGUAGAGCAAAAUAAAGAUAUUGAUGAAGAUAAUAAUUUAGUAUACCGUCGUUUUGAGAUGAGAAAAUUACCAGUAGCCGUAAAAUCAGCCAUCAUAGCCAGCGCUGCUAUAUUGGCAAUAGCAAUUCUAGGAUUUUUUGUAUUGCUUAUUUCAUGCAGAAUAAGGCAAAAGAAACAAAUUUUAAGAAAAAAAUCAGUAUUCUGCCAACAUAAUUUACCUCAUGAUCCAGAUCUACGGUCUAGCGCUCGAAGUACAAGUCCUGUAAUGGACAAACACUGUCAAGAACAAUAUUAUGAUGGAUAUGGAGGACGUAUUGAUGCUCACACAAAUGCUAACCGUCAAUAUUAUUUGUGGAGGACACUAAGGAAAACAUUUCGUUAUGACUGACAGUAUGUAAAGAACAUUGUUUUAAUUUUAAACAAAAUUUAAAUUAUUUUUUAUAUUGUUAAACUUAAAAUACUACUAAAAUAAAU